AGCUUCUCCAAUGCUCUGACAAAGAACACUGUGGCCAUGCUGGUAUGGCUGGCCCUAAGCGUCCUCAAUGGCAGCAUGGUCCACACCUUCUUACGCCAUAGUUUCUUCUAUGAGGACCCUCGCUAUAUCAUGUUUAUCUACAUGGUGAUCAAUGAUGCUCUGCAGCUGAGCCUGGUGACAGCUCUCUAUGUGGUCAGCUACAUAUUCAGACAAAUCCAUGCCUCGGUUUGCUGCCUGCUGAUAAUUUCAGCCGUCCUGACCACCCGCUCCACCCCGCUAAUCUUGGCCGGCAUGGCCGUGGAGCGCUACAUCUCCAUCUGUUUCCCCCUGCACUACAGCCACAUAUGCACUGUGCCACGCACCCUCUUCCUCAUCGGGAUGAUCCUCGUCCUCACAAGUUUGCCUCCUAUUACCGACCUCCUGAUUACCAUUGUCAAGGAGCCGCCACAGUUCUUCCAGUCCAACAUCUUCUGUGACCACUCACUCCUCUUCCGCGGCCAGGCCAUCUACUACAAGAACUGUGUGUUUGACGGGACCUACCUGUCCUUCGUUGCACUGACGCUGCUCUACACCUACUGUAAAAUCAUGCUGACAGCACGGGCAGCAUCCACCAGCCUGACGUUGGUGAAGAAGGCUCGCAACACCGUGCUGCUCCACGGCGUACAGCUGCUGCUCUGCAUGCUGGCUUUUGUCGUUCCCUCACUCCAGGCCGCUCUCAUCUACCUCUUCCCCCUCUUGAGCCUGGAGAUCCGCUACAUCUUCUUCCUGCUUGUCUACAUCAUUCCUCGUUUCCUCAGCCCUGUCGUCUAUGGUUUCCGUGAUGAGAAAUUCAGGAAGUACUGGACCCGGUACCUGGCCUGUCAGAAUGGCUUGACCUCCAGCGUCAGGCCCACCUGCUGA
Molecule: messenger RNA, 900 nt
Organism: Lampris incognitus (smalleye Pacific opah)
Lineage: Eukaryota; Metazoa; Chordata; Actinopteri; Lampriformes; Lampridae
Product: odorant receptor 131-2-like
Exons: 4
Coding region: 37-900 (287 amino acids)
Biological process (GO): G protein-coupled receptor signaling pathway
Cellular component (GO): membrane
Molecular function (GO): G protein-coupled receptor activity
Source: RefSeq, a predicted model, not a curated record